This is a messenger RNA of Fundulus heteroclitus (mummichog), 7305 nucleotides long. It is a transcript of the gene casz1, whose product is annotated as castor zinc finger 1. The coding region runs from base 408 to 6470 and encodes 2020 amino acids. NCBI's taxonomy places the organism in Eukaryota, Metazoa, Chordata, Actinopteri, Cyprinodontiformes, Fundulidae. Gene Ontology annotation, cellular component: nucleus. The record is from RefSeq and is a predicted model, not a curated record. Gene Ontology annotation, biological process: regulation of neuron differentiation; positive regulation of transcription by RNA polymerase II. Gene Ontology annotation, molecular function: RNA polymerase II transcription regulatory region sequence-specific DNA binding; DNA-binding transcription factor activity, RNA polymerase II-specific. The transcript has 19 exons.
AAUUUCCUAUCAGCCUAUUCAGACAACAUCACCAACAGCUCGGGCUGCUGCGUGUGUGUGAGAGGCUUUGUGUGUAUGUAUGGGAGAGAGAGAGAGAGAGAGAGAGAGAGAGAGAGAGAGAGACCAACAGAGAGGAAGAGCAGGGAAGGGGGAGGCUCCAUAUUCUUUCACCCCCUCCUUUUCAAACCACAGGAAGGAGGGGCCAGAACCUAAGCUGCCAAUCAAAUCCGCUCAUGGCAGCCGGCAUUAUCUCAGCAACAAACUAUUGACAGAUUACAUGUCAAGGAGUUUAGUGCUUGAUUGAAGGAACCCUUCAUUUUUUUUUCAUCUAGUUACUUUUCCGCUUUAUGUCCCCCCUCCGCCAGCCACCACCUGAAUGACUGUCUAACAAGAGUUUGAGUAAUAUUAUGAAAGUUACAUGUCUGAGAGGAUUUAACUUCGACUUCCCUGAAUAUGCUGAGAGGAGUUUAUGCACUGACACGACCUCAGGAAAACCCAAGAUGGCCGCCAAAAGGAAAGGUGGCCUAAAACUCAACGCUAUCUGUGCCAAGCUCAGCCGCCAAGUGGUGUUUGACAGCAGCUCCCAGAACGCAGAGGGAGAUCAGAGCGUAGCAGAGAACAGCGAGCGUGGCAGCUCCUACUACGAUGACAACGAGACCAACUUCCCAGAAAGCCUAAGCCUCAGCCAGAGCCUCGAGGAGGACCAGAAGAGACGCGAGGCCAUAGAGAAAUGGGUGAACGGCGAGUACGGGGACGAGCCGGCGGCUCCCGACGAGGAGCAGGAGCACGAACUUCGAGUCAGCAAUGACGAAGACGGCCCUCCCGAUGGCGUCUACAUGGUACAGCCUAAAGGCUGCAGUGACGAAGAGGACAACGGCGAGGAGCCUGAGGCCACGGCGGGCUCCCAGGAUGGCAGUUACCACGAUGACAAAGAAACCGAAGAGAGGCCUCCAAACAACAAGAGCUACAUGCAGCCGAGCGAGGUCCAGAGUCGCCAAGCAAGUUUCGCAUCUCCAGGAGAAGCUUCAGCCCUGCGAGACUAUGCUGUCAACACCAUGAAUAAGUUUCUUGGAAUGUUUGGUUAUGAUGACCAUCAGGUAAGGGAUGAGGUGCCCAAGAAGAUCAGCUUUGACAGCCUCAAAGCUGCUACCUCAGAUCCCUCGUCCCUCAGCAAUGCGGAGGACUCGCGCAGCCCUCGCUUCUCCAAGUACGAAGAGUACAUCCGCAAGCUAAAAGCUGGUGAAACCCUCCCUUGGCCCAUGCACGCUUCCCCACCCAAACCGGAUGACCUCAACUCUAAACUGGCCCAAGACAAGAGCGCUGCAAUGAUUCAUAGUUCCGGGGGCCUACCGGGGGCUGAGGGGCAGAUCUACCCUUCCAGCCUGGACCACAAACAGUCGGUAGCACCUCCGUUGGUUAAUUCUCAGCCACCCAAUUCCUCCCAUGUGCAGAACAUGGCCUCCCGAGCCUCCAAAUAUGACUUUUUCAUUCAGAAGCUAAAGAUGGGCGAGAGCUUGCAGCAGCAGAACGGCAACGCUUACAAACGACCAUCCAAGUACGACUUGGAGAACGUCAAGUUUCUGCAUCUGUUCAAACCUGGAGAGGGCAACCCAGAUAUGGGUGGCGCUAUCGCCUUUAAGACUGGUAAAGUGGGUCGUCCUUCCAAGUAUGACAUCCGAACAAUUCAGAAGCUGAUACCAGGAAAUCCAGAAACCUCUCUGAUCCCUAACGUCUUGAGUACGGCACCAGGAAACCCUGGAGCUCCUGGGGUCCCCGCUGUGGGUGCACCUGGUGCGAGCAUUGCCCCAGGGCUCACCAUGGACCAGGCAGGACAGAUAAACUUCAACGCAGCUGAUUAUAUAAAGUCCAGCUUUUCGAAGACUGACUCGAUAACCACAGGAACCGUGUCCUCAGUGAAGAAUGGUCUGCCGCCUGAUAAACCCGUCAAUGAUGAUGUCAACCUCUACCAGAAAUAUAUAGCCAGGUUCUCUGGAAGUCAGCACUGUGGACACGUACACUGUGCCUACCAGUACAGGGAGCAUUACCACUGCAUGGACCCUGAGUGUAACUACCAGGUGAGCAGGUUUACCAGUAAGCAAGAUGUAAUCAGGCACUACAACAUGCACAAGAAGCGGGACAACUCCCUGCAGCAUGGCUUCAUGCGCUUCAGCCCUCUGGACGACUGCAGCGUCUACUACCAUGGCUGCCACCUCAACGGAAAAAGCACCCAUUACCACUGCAUGCAGGUGGGAUGCAGCAAGGUGUACACCAGCACCUCAGAUGUCAUGACCCAUGAAAACUUCCACAAGAAGAACGCCCAGCUGAUCAACGAUGGCUUCCAGAGAUUCCGCGCCACCGAGGACUGCGGCACGGUCGGGUGUCAGUUCUACGGCCAGAAGACCACGCACUUCCACUGCAGGCGCCUGGGGUGUACGUUCACUUUCAAGAACAAGUGUGACAUAGAGAAGCACAAGAGCUAUCACAUCAAGGAUGACGCUUACGCCAAGGAUGGCUUCAAGAAGUUCUACAAGUACGAGGAAUGCAAGUACGAGGGCUGCGUGUACAGCAAAGCAACCAACCACUUCCACUGCAUCCGCUCCGGCUGUGGCUUCACCUUCACCUCCACCAGCCAGAUGACCUCCCACAAACGCAAGCACGAGAGGCGGCACAUCCGCUCCUCUGGCGUCAUGGGCCUCUCCUCUACUUUCCUGGCCCCCAAGGACGAGCCGGAGGAGUCCAGCAACGACGACCUGAUGGACUUCUCGGCGAUCAGCAGCAAGAACUCCAGCCUGAGUGCCUCGCCCACGACCCAGCAGUCCACCACGGUGCCGCACUUGCUGAGCACGCCCACCUCCGCCACCUCCUCCUCGAUGUCGGGCCACACCCUCAAGACCACCCCAUCGCUGCCCAGUGUGGGCCAGCGCAUGUCAAGCCUGCUGACUCAGAAUCUGCCCAACAACGCAGUGGCACUCGCUCUUUCAAACAGCGCCAUGGCCUCCUCCAACCCAUUCUUCCCGCUGAUGCCGAGGAUGCCUCUCCAACCGCCCCCACCAGCUGCCAGCCUGAUCACGGCCGCGUCCUCCGGAGCCCACUCCAUGCCCACCGACUCUCUGACCCAGGGUAGCUCCUCCGUGGGGGGAGAUGCAGCCAUGGCGCCGACUCCAACUUCCUUCGCCAGCUCUUCCAUCAUGGAGAAGAUCUCAGCGAGCAAGGGUCUGAUAUCCCCCAUGAUGGCGAGAUUGGCGGCUGCUGCCUUGAAACCCUCAAACAACACAGACACAGGGAAUGGGCAGUCGGGCUCGGCAAGCCAGUUUAAUCUGGUUCGAGUAAAGCAGGAGCCUGUGGACGCCAACUCCGGCACUUCCCAAGAUUCCCAGCAGGAGCAGAGCCUGGACCUGAGCAAGAAAGACCAUAGUAAUGAAUCAAAUGGACACCCUGUACCGGGGAAUACAUCUCUUUUAUCCUCGCUUAUGAAUAAGAUGUCCCAGGUGAACCCUGCCCUCUUCAAUGCCAUGAACCUGAAAACGGAGCUGGAGGGAGGCCAGGUCCACGACGCCUCUGAGGCAGCUCAUUACAUGCACAGAGUGCUGAAGAGGCCAGAAACCACCAAUGAGAUCUGGAAGACAUACCUCCGGAGAUUUGACACAGAUGACUUCUGCGAGGCUCAGUGUGACUUUCUCCAGAAGGUGCACUUUCACUGCCUGGUAGAGGACUGCGGUGCACUCUUCAGCACCGUGGACGGGGCCAUAAAGCAUGCUAACUUCCACCUUCGAGCCACCUUGAAAAUAAAGCCCGAGUCUCCGUUCAGUGACGGCAAAGAGCCCGGUGAGGCGGCUCCAUCGCAGCCUGUCGCCCCCGUAUCUAUAGCCAGCAAUCCCUCCAUGGACGUGGCAAACCUCACAGCCUCCGGUGGCUACAGCUCUCCUCCUCCCUCCCUGCUGGCCUGGAAGCAGCUGACCGGAAGCAUCCCCCAGAUGCCGGCCUCGAUGCCCAACCUGCCCGCUAACUCUCCUCUGGCCACCACCUCCCUGGAGAAUGCCAAGCCGCAAGUCAAACCUGGUUUUCUGCAGUUUCAGGAAAAUGAUCCCUGUUUGGCUACUGACUGCAAAUACUCAAACAAGUUCCACUUCCACUGCUUGUUUGGGAACUGCAAGUAUGUGUGCAAGACCUCCGGAAAAGCCGAGUCCCACUGUUUGGACCACAUCAACCCGAACAACAACCUGGUCAACGUCCGGGACCAGUUCUCCUACUACUCCCUGCAGUGUCUCUGUCCCAACCAGCACUGCGAGUUCAGGAUGAGGGGCCACUAUCACUGUCUGAGGCCAGGCUGCUUCUUCGUCACCAACAUCACCACCAAGCUGCCGUGGCACGUCAAGAAGCACGAGAAGGCAGAGCGCCGCGCCGCCAACGGCUUCAAAUACUUCACCAAGAGGGAGGAGUGCGGGAGAUUGGGUUGCAAAUACAACCAGGUCAACAGCCACUUCCAUUGCAUCCGAGAGGGUUGCCAGUUCUCCUUCCUGCUCAAACACCAGAUGACCUCGCACGCACGCAAACACAUGAGAAGAAUGCUGGGAAAGAACUUUGACAGAGUCCCAUCCCAGGUGAUGCCGCUCGGCCACAGGGCGGACGAGAUGCAACAAGCAGCCGGUUUGGUGUCCGGGUCGGUGGCGUCUCAGCCCGGCAUGACCUCAGGCUUCUCCUCCUCCGUCAUGGAUGACACAGAUGACUACUUGGAGUACAUGGGAGGCGGUGGAGGAGGAGGAGGGGGAGGCAGCCCCCUGGGCCUCUCCUCCGAGUCCUCCAACCAGGACCGGAGCUGCACCAGCACCCCUGUGGGCAACGACAGCUCCCCAGCAGGACAAGGCUACCCCACCACCUCUUCUGCUCCCACCACCCCUGCUGACACUAGUGCCACCCAAAACGCACCUCCUUCCUCCACUCCUCCACCGCCUCCUCCUCCUCCACCACCUCUUCCUCCCUCUGCUCCUCAGCCUGGCCUCCAGUCCCAGGCCCCGUCUCUCCCUCCCGCUCUCCUCCGACCUCCUCUGCCCUCGCUCCCAUACCUCCUCUCUCCAUCCUGUCUGUCAUACUCUCUGCUCAGCGCCUCUCUGGGAGCCACUCGGAGUGUUGUCAUGCCAACCAACACACCAGCUUUCAGCCCCAUCAUUGCCACUCCGUCUCCGGUUAAAAAUGACGUCCCUAUAGUGCAGGAUGCUGCAGGCAACACCAUCUCCAUUCCCAUGGCAACCGGCGCCAAGAAGCGCUUCUGGACCAUCGAGGACAUGUCUCCGUUCGGCAAGCGGCGCAAGACCCCGUCGUCCCGGAAGAUGCUGGACGAGGGGAUGAUGCUGGAGGGGUUCCGCCGCUACGACCUGUACGAGAACUGCAAGGACUCCAGCUGCCAGUUUUCCUUAAAGGUGACCCACUACCACUGCACGCGCGAGAACUGCGGCUACAAGUUCUGCGGCCGCACCCACAUGUACAAGCACGCGCAGCACCACGACCGCGUGGACAACCUGGUGCUGGACGACUUUAAGCGCUUCAAGUCCUCGCUGAGCUGCAACUUCCCAGACUGCCAGUUCUCGGGCAACAGCACCCACUUCCACUGCCUGCGCUGCGGCUUCCGCUGCACCGACAGCACCAAGGUGACGGCCCACCGCAAGCACCACGGCAAGCAAGACGUGAUCAGCGCCGCCGGCUUCUGCCAGUUCAGCUCCAGCGCCGACUGUGAAGUUCCCGACUGCAAAUAUAAGCUCAAGUGCUCGCACUUCCACUGCACCUUCCCCGAGUGCAAGCACACGGUGGUGGGGAUGUCUCAGAUGGACUCCCACAAGAGGAAGCACGAGAAGCAGGAGCGAGGCGACGUGCAGUCCGUGUCGCCCAAACAGGAAGGGAUUCACCACCUCGUCAGUAGCGUGGCGGCGGUCACUCCCUCCUCCUUGGGCAUCUCCACUUCCUCACCCGCCGGCCUCCAUGGGUUGUCCCACAACAUCAACAGCAGCGUCCCCUCCAUGAUCUACCACUCUGGGGGCCUCGCCUCCGACUACAACCACUCAUACCCGCCUUCCUCCAUCAGCCUAGACAGCUCCCUCAACCUGAGCACCAACACCAGCAGCUCCCUGUUCUUCCUGAAGAACGCCGCCGGCCUGGGCCUCAGCGACUCGCUGGACCUCAGCAAGAAGAUGCACCACGACGCGGCGCAACCGGCGCUCACCGCCAAAUCCCAGAUGGACGACACGGGAACGUCCGGGGAGGCUGAGGACGACUUGUCUCCGGAAGAGGAGGCGCACGCCGAGGAGGACGAUGAGGACGAGGAGGAGGACGAGGAGGAAGAGGACGAGCUCAACACCGACUCGAAUGACGAUUCAGCACAGGAGCCCGACGGCGAAAAGGACAAUGAAGAGAGUUUUGAUGCUUCCGUUAACCACACCGAUACUUCCCAGUUAGAAAAGCAAGACGCUGACCCAUAAAAACAAACAAUCCCACCCACAGGGGACUGCAGGAACUGCAGACACGUUCUGUGUACCACGAAUAAACAGAAAGUGGCCUCAUUCAUCACUCUCCAAAACAACAGCGGCGGCGGCGCCGCCAUGACAAAAAGGCGACCGGCCCAACGAAACGAUUCAUCGGGAUGUUUACAAAACGACCAACAUUCUAAAGUCAAUUAUGCAUUAAAGAAAAAAGAGACAGAUCUACACGGAGUUUGGGCAGCCGUGUAAAGCAUUUUACUACACAUCAGUCUUUUCUGUGUGCGUGCAUGUUUGAUUUUAAUUUAUUUUUAUUUCAUUCACAUUUUUUGUGUGUGGAAAAAAAAAAACACUUUAGAAAAACAAAAACAAAUCUCUCUAUAUAACUAUAUGUAGGUGUGUGCGUGCGUGUGUGAAUGAAUGAUGAUUAUUGAGAAAAAGGAAAAUUUCUGGUGACAUGAACUGCAAAGAAAAAGGGACAUGAAUCACUAAGAGGAUGUAUUUCAAACAUUUGAUCUUUAUUUCUGUAAUAUUAUUAUUAUUAAUUAUUAUUAUUACUAUUAUUAGACACUGAGAGAAAGGGCUACUCAUUCCCUUCUCUUCUGUAUAUGUGGUUCUCACAUGGAGUUGACCAACAAUGUGGUCUCUCUCAGCCUCGACAGUUCUCUCUCUCCCUGAAAUCUGCUAAUAACCCAGUGCAAGCGUACUUUUUAACCCCUCCCCCCCGCCCGCCCUGUGGAGGAAUCAAGUUUGUGCGUGAAUAGUGCACUUUUAUAUUAGCUGACCAUGAUGAAAACGGUGAUAUUUAACAAUGUUUUUGUUAACAUUUGCAUCUUUU